AUUUUUUGUAUCUUGUCAAUGAAGGGACGGGUCGGGGCGGGCCGAGCCUCAGGACUCCAGUCAGUUUAGAGCCGCAGCUGCAGCUUGACUGCGCUAAUCCAUAUCAUAUGUAUUGCUCCCGACUUGCGUUAAAACUAUGAACUACGAAGGUUGUGAAAACAUAGUGCCUAUAAAAAGUGAGCGAACCGAUUGCAACGAGGACGAGGAGCAGUAUUAUGUUUAUGCACCUUUAGAGGUAAAAUCCAAUGUGGACACGCAGGGCUUUGCGCCCUCUUCGCCUUCGCAUCUCAUGGACCUUAGCAACGGCUCGGAGCGGCCGCAGCACGGAUGGCCUCCUAACGUCAUCUGCCCCUACGUCGAAGAAGGAGAGUACCAGCAAUCCAUGUUUCCGCCAUUGGAACAACAAUACAUCGACCAGCACCGAAGACAAUACCCAAGAAAUAUGUAUUACGAAGAUUCCAAUUCACAAGACCGAGUUAGAUUUUACACAAACAGUGACGCAAGAUCGAGUGAGGGAUAUCGAACUCCUACAGACGAGAAUGAAGAACAAAAGAAAGCGAGGAAGCGGACGUCAAAAUCAUCACGGAAAAGAGCUCAGUCGUAUGAAGAAAUACAAAUACAAAGAGUGAUGGCGAAUGUAAGGGAGCGGCAAAGGACGCAAAGCUUGAAUGAAGCGUUUGCGAGUUUGCGACAGAUUAUUCCUUCAUUGCCAAGUGACAAGUUGUCUAAAAUACAAACGCUGCAGUUGGCUACGCAAUAUAUAGAGUUUUUAUAUCAAAUCCUAUCAAGUAGCGAGUCAGCGCCGAAUAGCGACGGGGGAAGUGAGACUGGGAGUGAACAUGGGAAAUAUCUGGCGCAGGAUAAACUCAGUUACGCUUUCUCUGUAUGGAGAAUGGAAGGCGAGUGGAACGGACAAACGUGAUUGUGAUAAAAGUGCCAGUUUAGUUGUUUUAAAAGACGCUUAUUAUAAUUCCAUAAUUUUAUAGUUUGUUCAUAUUGUAAAGUGGAAAUUAAUUAGGUAAAAAACUUUAAAAUCUAAUGUGAUAGUUUUGAAUAAGUAAUAAAGUGAUGUAUAUUUUUGGAAACGAUCCGAGUAAUAACUUUAGUGAC
Hyposmocoma kahamanoa is the source of this 1110-nucleotide messenger RNA. RefSeq names its product twist-related protein (gene twi). The record is from RefSeq and is a predicted model, not a curated record. NCBI's taxonomy places the organism in Eukaryota, Metazoa, Arthropoda, Insecta, Lepidoptera, Cosmopterigidae. Bases 137 to 922 code for a protein of 261 amino acids. The transcript has a single exon. Gene Ontology annotation, molecular function: DNA-binding transcription factor activity, RNA polymerase II-specific; RNA polymerase II transcription regulatory region sequence-specific DNA binding; protein dimerization activity. Gene Ontology annotation, biological process: developmental process; regulation of transcription by RNA polymerase II.